This is a messenger RNA of Dipodomys spectabilis (banner-tailed kangaroo rat), 1704 nucleotides long. It is a transcript of the gene Dbndd1, whose product is annotated as dysbindin domain containing 1. The coding region runs from base 67 to 528 and encodes 153 amino acids. The record is from RefSeq and is a predicted model, not a curated record. NCBI's taxonomy places the organism in Eukaryota, Metazoa, Chordata, Mammalia, Rodentia, Heteromyidae. Gene Ontology annotation, cellular component: cytoplasm. The transcript has 4 exons. Gene Ontology annotation, biological process: negative regulation of protein kinase activity.
CUGCUGGGGCGCCGGAGCCGGGUGACGCCGCCGCCGCCCGUGCGCCUUCCGGGCCUGGCCGGCCCUAUGGAGCCCUCGGAGGGCGCCGUUCCCGGAGAGAUUAUUAAAGAAGCUGCCCUGGGUGUCUCAGCCCAUGGAUCAGGGGACACUUGCCAUACACCUGUGGUGGAGGAGGAGGCAGGCAUCCCAAUACCAGCACCAGGGCUCCUGCAGGUCACUGAGAGGAGGCAGCCCCUGAGCAGCGUCUCCUCUCUGGAGGUCCACUUCGACCUACUGGAUCUCACUGAGCUGACCGACAUGUCUGACCAAGAACUCGCCGAGGUCUUUGCAGAUUCUGAUGAUGAGAAUUUUACCAAUGAAUCCCCAGCAGGUCUGCAGCCAUUGCCCCGGGCAGGCUGCCUGCGCUCCCCCUCCUGGACAAGAGCAAGGGCUGAGCAGAACCUGGAGAAGCAGCCCCUUGGAGACCUGGAGCGGCAGAAUGCAAUUGUAGACACUUUCCUCACUGUGGAGGGGCCCAAGGAGGACUAGUGGUCCAGCCUUCCCUGGAGCCACAGGACCAGGCCGACCACCACUGCGAUGGCAGCUCGGGAUAGUCCUCACCCCAGGGACAUCUCCUCCUACCCAGGACUCCAGCUGUUUGCCUCCUGACACCACAUCAGGCCCCUGGGCACCCAGCACAAGUUUAGCCCAGUGGCCUUGCAUCCAGCUGGUUUCUGCACCCUGGACCAGGGACGACACAUGGAGUGACUGCUCUGGGUAAAACCAGAGUAGACAAUGGUGAGCCUUCUGGAAACUCGUCUAUAGGACCAGUGCUCUUGUCUGCCACCGAUCCCCAAAUCAGGCUCAGCGUGAGACCAAAGCCUGUGAGGGACACUUCAGGAACCCCUCAGCAGUGUUUCCAAUGUGUUUCCUCAGACCUCGGCUUGGAAAUGGGAGGUGGGUUUGGGGGUGACUUCUGGCAUGCUCUGCUGUCCAGCCAAGCAUGUGGGAGGGUGGGUUCGUUCCCAAACUUUCCAGAUUAAUUUCAAUCCUGCCCUUUUCCUGUGCCACAGACAGGCACCACUGGUUCCAGGUCCACUUCUCCUAGUUAUGGUAAAUGACAGCUGAGAGCUGGAGGCCUGGCCCACCUCCUCCCUAGCUCAGAACACCAAAUACCAUCAGACUGCCUCAGAACCUGUGACAGCUCCUAACCUGGGGGGGGGGGGAUCCACUUUCACCCUUUCCUGCUGUCUGUAAUACAUACUUGUGCCUGUCCCCCACUGUCCAGUUGUAUGGGCCACCCAGUCUGUCAACUCAGUAGGAGACUCUGAGACCCUGAGGGUCUGUGUCCUGGGAACCCAAGGAUGUGCAGGGGAGGCAGGACCAACCAGCUGCUCACUCUGUGGUGAGAUGUUAGGACACCCAGCUAAGCCUUUUCCAGUUACUGCUUUUUAUGUGCUAAAGGGCACUGCUGAUAUGACCAUGAACCAGAAAAUGGUUUUGAAAUAAAGGUUUAAGCUUGCUCUUUGUCCCCAAGCCAAUCUUCUCUACCCUUUUCUCCACUAAAGCCUUUCUGGAGAAGGAAAACAGGCUCCUGAUCCUCUCACUGGACUGUCCUGCGGAGAUGCCCCAGGCAUACCUUGGGCUUUUGCUGUGUGCAGUGGCCAUCAAGAGGCUCUUUUCUGAAUAAAAGUCCAGUUCCUGCCUGACCAAGUCUCCUAAAAC